CACCCUAGCGGGUGCACUACAUGUAAAAAUUCCAGGCAUUUGGAACUCGGUCGUGAUUUUACGGCUAUAACUGAAGCGUUCUGCUCCGGUUUCUCCAGUAUCUCCAGCGUGUUUUGGUGAAAGUCAUGGCUGCAAAGAGAGCCUUAGUGAUUUUGGCGAAGGGGGCGGAGGAGAUGGAGACAGUGAUACCCGUGGACGUCAUGCGCAGAGCCGGGAUCGCUGUGACUAUAGCAGGACUGACGGGGAAGGAUCCUGUUCAGUGUAGCCGUGAUGUCCUCAUCUGUCCAGAUUCGAGCCUGGAGGAAGCCUCGAAACAGGGCCCAUAUGAUGUGGUUCUGUUACCUGGAGGUCUGCUUGGAGCCCAGAACCUGUCCGAGUCUCCUGCUGUGAAGGAGGUGUUGAAGGAGCAGGAGGGCAGGAAAGGGCUGAUUGCCGCCAUCUGUGCAGGUCCCACAGCACUUUUGGCUCACGGAAUCGGUUUCGGCAGCACAGUCACGACCCACCCGGGUGCUAAAGACAAGAUGAUGGCUGGAGAUCACUACAAGUAUUCAGAGGCCCGCGUUCAGAAAGACGGACACCUGAUCACGAGCCGAGGCCCGGGCACCAGCUUCGAGUUCGCCCUGACCAUAGUGGAGGAGCUGCUGGGUGCCGAGGUGGCCUCUCAGGUCAAAGCUCCACUCGUCCUGAAAGAUUAAUCAAGAUGAAUUCCUCCGAAUGCUAAUAAAUUAACUUGUACCGCACUUCAUCGUUAAACAGAGCCGCAAACAUCUGUGAGAAUCACUGUAUGCUUUACAGAAGAAUAAAAGCACCUUAUUUUGAGAAAGAAGAA
Molecule: messenger RNA, 829 nt
Organism: Ictalurus furcatus (blue catfish)
Lineage: Eukaryota; Metazoa; Chordata; Actinopteri; Siluriformes; Ictaluridae
Gene: park7
Product: parkinson protein 7
Exons: 6
Coding region: 126-695 (189 amino acids)
Biological process (GO): protein deglycation, glyoxal removal; guanine deglycation, glyoxal removal
Cellular component (GO): nucleus; cytosol
Molecular function (GO): protein deglycase activity
Source: RefSeq, a predicted model, not a curated record